AGCUGCCGGAGAACUGGACAGACACUCGGGAGACACUGCUCGAGGGGAUGCUCUUCAGCCUCAAGUACCUGGGCAUGACGCUGGUGGAGCAGCCCAAGGGCGAGGAGCUGUCCGCGGCCGCCGUCAAGAGGAUCGUGGCCACGGCCAAGGCCAGCGGGAAGAAGCUGCAGAAGGUAACUCUCAAGGUAACGCCACGGGGGAUUAUCCUGACCGACAGCAUCACCAACCAGCUCAUUGAGAACGUGUCCAUUUACAGGAUCUCCUACUGUACAGCGGACAAGAUGCAUGGCAAGGUGUUUGCAUAUAUCGCACAGAGCCAGCAUAACGAGAAUCUCGAGUGCCACGCCUUCCUCUGCACCAAGCGGAAAAUGGCCCAGGCUGUCACCCUCACAGUUGCUCAGGCCUUCAAAGUUGCCUUUGAGUUCUGGCAAGUGUCCAAGGAAGAGAAGGAGAAGAGGGAGAAAGCCAGCCAAGAGGGAGGGGACGUCCUGGGCGGGGGCCGCCUCGACAGCACGCCCUUGUCGAAGAACCCGGUUGCCACAGGGAACCUGCUGGACUUAGAAGAGAUGACCAAGGCCCCGCUGUCCACAGUCAGCGCCAACACCACUAACGCGGAUGAGGCCCCACGACCUCAAGCCUUGAACAACAGCGGUGUUGUCUGGGAGCUGGAUGACGGCCUGGACGAAGCAUUUUCAAGGCUUGCCCAAUCUCGGACGAACCCUCAGGUCCUGGACACUGGACUGACCGCACAGGACAUCCAUUACGCCCAAUGCCUCUCGCCUGUCGACUGGGACCAGCCUGACACCAGCAGCGCUGAGCAGGACGACCUCUUCAGUUUCUGAGGGCCCAGGGCUGGUGGGACAUGUGACCAAAACCACCUGUGGUUGGGGUGGGGCAGCCCCAGGACCUCCAGCCACCCUUUUCCGGCUGGCGGCACUGUCAGCCUGCAGAUCAAAGCUGCAGCCAGUCAAGCAAAGGGAAGGAGAGGUUUUUUUUACCCUGCUCUUUCUCUAAGAACUGAAAGAUGCCUUGAAUAUUUAUUCAGUGACUUCUGGUUCAAUCAGCUCGGAGGCUGGUUCUGUGUCAGGCACAAGCGCAAUGUUAGAACCAGCUUCCUGCCUUCUCUUGAGUAAGCUCUGCUCUGCUGUGCGUGUCAAGAUGGUCACCAAAGCAUUUCUUGUCCCUUCUCUCAAAGGACCCAGAUUUCCCUGGAGGCAGCCCUGCUCCUCACUGAAGGUAGUCGGAGCGUUCAUUUCUAUCUUCUUGAGAGCACAGGAGGGCACCGCAGCCUCAGGAGAGGGCUGUGGCCUCCAGCUCGCCUGACGCAGGGGCCCCAGCAGGCCCGGGCUUUAGCCCCUGGACCUGGGGAUUCUUAGAGACAGAGGGCCAGCCCCUGACCAAAGAUAACCCAGAGCUGGCACUUUAAAGCACACACAGCAGGUGUGGCUCCUGGGGGCUCCUCAAUGGUGCUGUAGUGCAGAGCUUUCUGCCCUUCUACAAGAAGGGGCCCAAAGUCCCUGUGGAUGGUCCUGUCACAUGCUCAGAACCAGUGUAACUGGCCGCCCACAGACUCCCAGAGUCUGACUGCAACAGUGAGGGUCAUCUCUGCGUGACUGCCCUCCAUCAGGGCACCCCACCCUACCCCUGUCCCCCAGACGCAUGAGCUUGUGCUCAUGCUUCCUUUUCGUCUGUGUCUGUGUAUGAGAGUGUCCCUGAGCCCCACCUCCCGUACUUCCUGGGGGAAUGUAUGAAACCUCACACCCGGAUUCAGGUAAGACUGUUUUGUUACCCUUUUACAGAUGAGAAAACUGAGGCCACCCGUGUGGAAGGGGUAGAGUCUGGGGUAGAUCUCAGACCCGGUGCCAAAGCUGCCUUCUCACCUGUGCCUCGCACGGCUCACACCUCCUUUUUUUUCGAGCUUUGUUGUCCUCCCAGGAACCAAAAACCCCAGCUAUUUUCUAACCAAAAUGUGUUUCGUAACAAACCAUCUGGUGCCUUUCCACACAGAACUGGCAUGAGCCUCCGUGCCCUGCUAGCUGUCUCAUCGCUGUUGAUUUCUGUGAAAAUGGAAGUGUUUGAAGUCUGUUAAUUCAGAGGGUGAAACAAAACCAAACUCUGUAAGCGUUGUGCUGUUCUUUCCUGACACUCGACCCUGGGUCGGGACACACCAGCAGCAGUCUGUAUUCAGGGUCUCCCUUCCUUCCUUCGCCUUCACCCCCACAAGGCCCCUCAUAUCCUGAAACCCAGCAAAGCUGCCAGCACCAUCUCCUUCCUGAGGUGCCUCCCGGGCCUGGUUUUGCUGACCUUAAGUCAGCUACUGAUGGUAUUUGGAGCAGGUUUCACCAGCCCAGGAGAAAUACCAUUGCUCAGAAUCUACUGAUCUAACUAAGCACCUGAACCGAAACACAAAGACAGAAGUGCCUAGGUGAAGGGUGGAGUGGGAUUUGUAGGGUCUGUAUCAGAAUAUAAGCAUAACUUCUUUUCUGUGCCCAGUUCCUUCACCUCUGCUCCCCACCCCAGACCUUGCUAUUGGCCCCUGUAUUUGUCAUGAAGCAGCAAGGAUUGGGCCUGACACGAGCCAGCUCUGGCGCCAGGGUCCAGGAGUCCUGAGAAAGACCUUGUAGUGUUUGCAUGAGUUGGACUGUGGCCUUUGUCUUGAUCUCUGGCCACCAGCAGUCAUUGUGCUCCCUGUGUGUCUGCAGAUCAGUCUCGUGCUCUUCUUUGUGUUGCUGUAAAGACAUUUCCAAUGAGGAAAAGAACAAGUAAUAAACAUUCUCUUUUUGAAAUACAAA
Messenger RNA from Pteropus alecto (black flying fox), 2792 nucleotides. It is a transcript of the gene LDLRAP1, whose product is annotated as low density lipoprotein receptor adaptor protein 1. The coding region runs from base 48 to 842 and encodes 264 amino acids. Gene Ontology annotation, cellular component: early endosome. Lineage: Eukaryota; Metazoa; Chordata; Mammalia; Chiroptera; Pteropodidae. The transcript is spliced from 8 exons. The record is from RefSeq and is a predicted model, not a curated record.